UUAGUAGAUUUCAGAUCGGCUUGUUUUCAUACCGAUCUAUACCGCUUAGUGUACUGUACACGUUUGUUUCGCUGGAUGAGAAAUGCAGCCGUCCGAUUUUGUCGCCGCGGUCCGUUUCGAUGACGCGCUUGAUCUGGUGGGCUUUGGUAGGGCACAGCUGGAGUUGACGCUACUAUGCUGUGUGAUCGUGAUGGCUACUAUCUGUGAGACGAUGGGCUUGAGCGUGAUUCUGCCGGCAGCCAAGUGCGAUAUUGAGUUGGACGCCGCCAACCAGGGGAUCCUCAGUGGUUCGACGUUUCUUGGAAUAGUGGCAUCAUCUUAUUUCUCCGGUUAUCUAUCCGAUACACUUGGGCGGAAGAAAGUGAUGCAGUGGGCAUUGUUUCUAGCAGCGGUUUGUGCGGUGGCUUCUAGCUUUACCAACGACUUCGUUACGAUGUUGAUAACGCGCUUGCUCGCGGGAAUUUGCGCGUCGGCACCCUCCGCAACGAUUUACGCCUAUUUGGGAGAGUUUUGCACGCCAUCCAAACGAGCUCAGGUGAUAGCGUUCACAUCUGUCUUUGCCAUGGCAACCAUGGCUUACAUCGCACUCACCGGCUGGUGGAUAUUGUCGUACGAUUGGAGCUGGGCCAUGAUCGCCGACUAUCAGUACCGGCCGUGGCGUUUACUUUUUAUUGUGUACACACUGCCAGGACUAGUGGCUGCGCUUCUGUUGAAUUUGUUUCCAGAAAGUCCCAAAUUCUUCGUCGCUCAAGGCAAAGUCGAUAGUGCUCUGACAGUUUUGCAGUAUUGUUAUCGAAAAAAUAAGGGAUCGCUUGAAGGAUUUUCAAUAUCCAAGUUACAGUCAGAAGAGAAUUCAUGUGCGAAAAAGCUGGGAGUGUUCGGUUCCUUAUGGCAACAGACAGUUCCCCUGUUCAAGUGGCCAUUGUUGCUAUACUUCGCCGUAUGUUGUCUGCAGCAGAUUAGUGCAUUUGCGGUAUAUGGAGGACUUGGUUUGUGGUACCCACAGUUAAUGAAUCAGGUUACUUCGGAAGAAACGGAUCUUACCGUUUGCACGAUCGUACAAAGUCCAGUGAAUGCUACCGAAAAUGAAUCCGAGGCAAAUGGUUGUUCGGCAGAAAUCAACACCGAAACGUUCAUCUACAUUCUAGUGAUGGGAAUCUUCGGAGCCGGAUGCUCUCUCCUGGUAACGCUUCUGCUGGGAAAAAUCAACCAACGCGUGAUGCUGGUGGCGAAUUUUCUCACAGCUGCCAUCGCUGGCGUCAUCCUGCAGUUCGUGACGAAUCGUUACCUCAUUGUUUUACUGUUUUGCACCGAGGUGGUACUGGGAGGCCUGUCCAUGGUGCUGGUAAAUACGUCAGCCGUUUCGAUUUUUCCCACCCACGUUCGGGCGAUGGCCGUUUCGCUCAGCAUGAUGAUGGCUAGGCUUAGCAGUUUCACAUUCAGCAGCAUUGUCGGACUCGUGAUGGACUCGAACUGUACCGCAACGAUGUAUAUGUUUUCGGCCUUUCUAGUGUUCGGUGCAGCGCUCACAAUGUUUUUACCGAGAUAGUUGGAUACGUUUUGUUUUUAUCGUUUGAGAUAAGUUUAAUGUUACAGUAAAUAUAAGUAUUCUGAACAACAGUACUACUUUCCCUGAGCGAGGAUUUCGUGUUAAGCUGUUGGCAACAGAAUAUAUUUGUAUGUUCGAAGUCAACAGUGGAUUAUAGAAUGUUAUCAGAGUGUAUAUAGAUCGUAGAGACCACCACACGAGUGUCACUUACGGGAAGCAUCUCCCAGUGAACGGCUGUUGAAGAUAAUAGUUGCCUGUGACACGAAAACGAUAUCCCACUCACUAUCGCAACCAUUCGACGUUAUUAGCGCUUUAUGUGUGUCAUUCGUGUGAAUAAAUUAAAUUCGUGUGUGGUUCGAAUUGUCGCAACUUUAUUGACGGAGUGUGUUCGAAAGUAAAAGAGCUUCUCGAGUGAAACAAAAAAAAAA
Wyeomyia smithii (pitcher-plant mosquito) is the source of this 1977-nucleotide messenger RNA. RefSeq names its product synaptic vesicle glycoprotein 2B-like. The coding region runs from base 83 to 1549 and encodes 488 amino acids. NCBI's taxonomy places the organism in Eukaryota, Metazoa, Arthropoda, Insecta, Diptera, Culicidae. The transcript has 4 exons. Gene Ontology annotation, biological process: transmembrane transport. The record is from RefSeq and is a predicted model, not a curated record. Gene Ontology annotation, molecular function: transmembrane transporter activity.